CUUAUGGGUGUGUGUAGGAGCUAGAAGUGUUUUUUGCGUCAUUGGUCGAUGAACGUCCGUCCAUCUCUCAGACCAGGUUCAGGUGAGUGCAGGUAUAAAAACCCUGAGUCACUUCAGACUGACACACCUUCUUCUUCUUUACUCCUCUGUCCAUCACCACACUCAGUCUGAAUAUCACAGCAUGGAGGUGAAGCUGUUGGUCUGUGCUGUCGUGCUGUCGGCCUUCACAGUUACAGGAAACAACGCACAGUCAAAUGUUUGUGGCACCGCACCGCUCAACCCAAAGAUCAUAGGAGGUGAGAGUGCUGCUCCCGGGGCGUGGCCCUGGCAGGCCAGUCUGAACCUGAACGGCAUAUAUCUUUGUACAGGAUCGCUCAUCAACAACGAGUGGGUCCUGACGGCUGCUCACUGUUUCUCCACCACCAUCACUGCUGGUUGGCAGGUUCACCUCGGACGUGACAGACAACAAGGCUCGAAUCCUAACGAGGUGUCCCGGACAGUGUCUCGGAUCAUCAGGCAUCCGAACUACGUGGCCUCGAGAUUCGAUUACGACGUAGCCUUACUGAAGCUGUCCACACCAGUUCAGUUCACCAACUACAUCAGACCUGUGUGUCUGGCGGCGGACGGCAGCGUCUGGGGUGGCACGACCUGCUGGGUCACCGGGUGGGGAUACAUCCAUCCAGACAUUCCCCUUCCCGCCAAUCAGAUGCUGCGGCAGGCGAGUGUUCCCGUCGUGUCCGACAGUCGGUGCAGCAAGCUCUACGCCAAUGAAUUCACAAGCAACAUGAUCUGUGCUGGUGUCCCUCAGGGAGAUAUUGGCCCCUGCUAUGUGAGUGUGUCUGCAAAACACUCGUCCAGCAACUGAUAACACACACACACACAC
Messenger RNA from Lates calcarifer (barramundi perch), 883 nucleotides. RefSeq names its product prostasin. Gene Ontology annotation, molecular function: serine-type endopeptidase activity. Lineage: Eukaryota; Metazoa; Chordata; Actinopteri; Centropomidae. Gene Ontology annotation, biological process: proteolysis. The record is from RefSeq and is a predicted model, not a curated record.